Linepithema humile (Argentine ant) is the source of this 1990-nucleotide messenger RNA. Lineage: Eukaryota; Metazoa; Arthropoda; Insecta; Hymenoptera; Formicidae. The record is from RefSeq and is a predicted model, not a curated record.
GUAGUGGUUACGUUACGCGCGAUAAUAUUACUAAGUAUCCGGCGAUGUGACAUCGCAUGCAAUUUCCUAGCUGAAUACAGGGAAAAAUAACAUAACAAGAAUGGCAUAUUCUUAUAACGUAGAAGAAGCGCCUCCCGACGAUGUUCCCAACGUGGAAUAUGACAUCAGACGCGCGAAGAUAUUUCUUCAAAAACACAGCUCGGAAUCGGGUGACAGUUUAUACGAUCAUUUAACGGAGCUUUUAGCAAAAAUCCUGGCUGAGCGGCCACGAAACGCUGUCGAUAUUUUUGAGGAAUACAGCAGAAAACUAAAGGAGGAGAGGUUUAAGACUAAGACGGAUCAUCUUCGGGAUCUAUAUAUACCACCCGUGCAGUACGACGAUGCCAAGAAGCUCAUUAAGCUCUUCCAGAAUGUAAAGCAAAUUGACGAAGGCGAGCACGGGAGGAUGGAAGACGAGGGGGAGGACGAUAAGAAAAAGAAGCAUCCCGACAUGUUAGAUCUUUUGUUUUACUUUGAGCAGGCGGGUGUAGGAUUGCCGCGCCACGAGUUGGUGUUGUUUAAUUUAUCGAUUCGAAAGCUUGCUUCCGCGAUGCCGCUUAAAAAUAUUAGAUUUUGGGGUAAAAUGCUUGGAAAACCUAAAAAUUAUUACGUGGUGGAGGCUGAACUACAAGCGGAUGAACUUGUUCGAAGAUUGCAGCGAGAAGAAACUGAAAUACAAGCUCGAAAACAGAAAGAGGAAUUCGAAGCCGAAACGGCGGCGAAACACGCGGAGGAAGAAGCCGCAGCAAAAAUCGAGGAGAAAGCCGUGGAGGGAACUGUCGCAGCGACGGAAAUCCCGCACGAGGACACGGCAGGAGAAAAGCCUUUGGAGCUUGUCCCUCCACCGCCGCCUGAUAAUCCGCGGAGGCCGCUGUCGGAAAUACCGGCUGAAAGAAUCGGGGCCGGCCUCAAUAAAAAGGUGUAUUUUGUAUGCAACGCGCCCGGGCUGGACGAGUGGAUCGAACUUCCGGUGGUUACGCCGCAGCAGAUAGUAAUUGCACGACAGAUUGUCCGAUACUGCACGGGAAACUUGGAGACACCGAUUCACAGCUUUCCGCCGUUUCCUGGUACUGAGAAAAAUUACCUUCGUGCGCAAAUUGCAAGAAUCAGCGCGACCACUCACAUUUCGCCGAUCGGCUUCUUCACACUUGGAAUGGACGUGGGUGAAGAAAUAGAAGAGGAGAGGGAGGAGGUCUACACGGAAGGCGAAUUAUUAGAAAACAUUCAUUACGAUCCACUGCCGAUCAAGGAUCUCGUGGACCCCUUUAUGUCAAAUUGGUGCCAUCAUAGUCCGUAUAUUCUCAAGCAAGGACGGACUGUUUGGUGGAAUCCAGAGAAAGAGGAAGAACUUUUGGAUGAAGAGGAAGAAGAGGAAGUAGAAGACAAAGUUAAGACGGUCGAGAAAGAGAUCGGUCCAUCUCUCUUAACUCCUUUGUCCGAAGAUAUUAUGACCGACUUUGUGAUACCAUGGACUGCCAGACAAUCGUCAUACAUACAAUCAGACACUGCAGUGGCAUUAGUCAGGUCGAACGUCUGGCCCGGAGCUUUCGCAUUUGCCGUCGGAAAACGCUUCGCCAACGUGUAUAUCGGUUGGGGUCACAAAUACAAUGCGUACAAUUAUAGUCCUCCCAAUAUGCCACCUGUUCAAGAUCAAUAUAAAAUCGGACCGGAGAUCAUGGAAAUUCGGGACCCCACUGUUGAGGAAGAACAGCCGUAUCGAAUAGCGCGUACACCACCAGCAGAAGAGGAAGAAGAAGAUGAUGAAGGAGAUGAAGAAGAUGAAGAAGAUGAAGAAGAUGAAGAAGAUGAAGAAGAUGAGGAAGAUGAGGAAAUUGAUGAAUAAUAAUCUUUACGUUGUGCAAACUGCAUUUUAAGUUUUCGCGCUACAUAAAUAUUUCUUCCAGAGUGCGCUGGAGAAUUGAGCGUAAUUUAUCGGUAACGCAGAUUUACC